Messenger RNA from Haliaeetus leucocephalus (bald eagle), 4172 nucleotides. RefSeq names its product centrosomal protein 104kDa (gene CEP104). Lineage: Eukaryota; Metazoa; Chordata; Aves; Accipitriformes; Accipitridae. The record is from RefSeq and is a predicted model, not a curated record. The coding region runs from base 131 to 2986 and encodes 951 amino acids. The transcript has 22 exons. Gene Ontology annotation, cellular component: cilium.
CGAGAAUUCAGGAAGCUACAUUUCAUUGCAAAGGAAGAUGAGGAGGAGGAGGAAGAGGAUGUUGUCUAACAACAAACUGGAUUAGCUUAAGCUUGAAACAUCAUUGCUUUGACUAGCUCGCUUCUGCAGGAUGCCACAGAAGAUCGGUUUUAUAGUUGUUAGUUCAUCGGGACACGAAGAUGGCUUCAGUGCAAAAGAGCUGAUGGUUCAUGCACCGACUGUGAAUGGAUGGCGAUCACCCAGACUCUGUCAGUAUCCACAGGAAAUUGUUCUGCAGUUGGCGGAGAGGUGUCGAAUACGAAAACUGCAGUUGCUUGCUCACCAGUACAUGAUUUCAAGCAAAAUUGAGUUCUACAUCAGUGAAAGCUUGCCUGAAUACUUUGCUCCUUAUCAGUCAGAGAGAUUUCACAGACUAGGUUAUGUCCCUCUCUCAGACAAUGAAAAGACUGAUUUCAAAGCACGAGAGUUAAAAUCUGUGUAUAUGGAUGCAGUUGGCCAGUACCUGAAGCUGAUUUUCCAUAAAAAUUAUGUCAAUAAAUACAACUUAUACGGUCAGGUUGCCCUAGUAGCUAUAAACAUUAUUGGAGAUCCAGCAGACUACAGCAAUGACAGCAAUAAUACUCCUUCCAGAGAGAAGCUGAUAGACCACUACUUAGGAAUUAAAUCAGAUGACCCUGCCUUAGAUGGAACUUACCUUGGGAAGCCUGACUCCAUUUCACCUCUGGAUGAUUUGGCUUUUGACAUGUACCAGGAUCCAGAAGUUGCUCAGAUAAUACGUAGACUGGAUGAGAAGAAGCGUGAAGCUGUCCAUCAUGAACGCUAUGAUUAUGCCAAGAAACUCAAACAAGCUAUCGCAGACUUGCAAAAGGUAGGGGAACGACUUGGUCGAUAUGAGGUAGAGAAGCGCUAUGCUGUAGAGAAAGAAGAUUAUGAUCUGGCUAAAAAGAAGAAACAGCAAAUGGAGGCAUACCGCCUGAAGGUGUAUGAGCAACUGGAGCUCCACGACCUUCUGGAUGCAGACCUGAUGAUUCGAAAACCACCUGAAUUGCCUUUGGAGUCUAUGAUUUAUACUGACAAUCCUCAGCGCACAAAAGCUACAAAUUCACCUCCUUGUGAGCACACAGAACCGCAAAAAGGAGAGCCAUGGAGAGCAGAGCCUUUGCUGGAAGAGAAGUCAGCAGAUCCCUCGUCUGCUAAGCCUGUUGCUCCCCAUCAGUCCCCUCCUCCUCCUCAGACUCAUCCUGCAACCGCCAGGGAAGUGUUUCCCAAAGAAAAUGUUGAAUUUUUACCUUAUGAUGAGAGACCUCUUCCAGCUAUCUGCAAACAGCCUGAUGAAGCAAUUGCGUACCUUGAGCCGGAGAUGGCUGAAGGGGCUAUCGAUGAUACUCCAAGAAGUGGCAUUACUGGGGAACCAGAACCGUUAACUGAGAAGGCACUGAGGGAGGCCAGCCCUGCUAUUGAAGUUUUUGGAGAAGCUUUGGUUUCAGGAGCAUAUUCCAAAACUUGGUCGUAUCGAGAAGACGCAUUACUGGCUGUGUAUAAGAAGCUGAUGGAAAUGUCAGUAAAGACUCCAAAGGACGAUUUAAAGAACAUGCUGAGAGCAGCCAUUUUUCUUGUAAGGAGAGCCAUCAAAGACAUAGUGUCUUCAGUUUUUCAAGCUUCCCUGAAACUCUUAAAAAUGAUCAUUACCCAAUAUAUACCAAAACAUCAACUAGGAAAACUAGAAACUUCUCAUUGUGUAGAAAAAACGCUUCCAAGUUUGCUUUCUAGAACAGGAGACUCUUCAUCCCGUCUUCGCCUUGUGGCUUCUAACUUCAUUCAGGAAAUGGCACUGUGUAGUGAAGUUAAACCUCUUCAGAUCGUUCCAGUUCAUUUGGUUCAACCGUUAAAACCAAACUCCCCAACACAUCUGGCGAUGAGUCAAGUGGAAUUAGUGGCGUGCCUAUUGAAAGACAUGGGAACUGAAAACUCUGGGUUUACCAUCAGCAAUGUCAUGAAGUUUGCAACGGGAGCUUUGGAACACAGAGUUUAUGAAGUUCGUGAUGUAGCGUUGCGGAUUAUCUUUGAUAUGUACAGGCAGCACAAGGCUGCUAUACUGGAAUAUCUUCCUCCAGAUGAUGCAAGCAUUCGCAAGACUGUUCUCUAUAAAACACUCUUUGAUGGAUUUACUAAAAUAGAUGGCAAACUUUCUGAAGCUGAAAUUAGGGCACAGAGAAAGGCAGCAACAGAAGAAGCAGAGAAACAGAAGAAGGAAGAAAUAAAAGUUCUGCAAGGUCAGCUGGCAGCUCUAAAGGAGAUAGAAGCAGAAGUUCAAGCUGGAAAGGAGAAAGAAUCUGAUUUUCAGAAGCCAAAGAAUCAAGGUUACCAGGUAAAUGAAAGCCCACAGCCUGCAGCAGCAGAGAUUCCAGAUGAUCAUGCCUCUGUUGCAAAUUACUUGGAUAACUUAUGUAUUUUUUGUGGGGAAAGGGACGAAUCCUUCACAGAGGAAGGAUUGGAUCUCCAUUACUGGAAACACUGCCCUAUGUUAACCAGAUGUGAGCACUGCAAACAGGUGGUGGAAAUAGCAAGCCUGACAGAGCACUUGUUGACUGAUUGUGAUAAAAAGGACAGCUUUGGGAAAUGUCAACGAUGCAGUGAGGCCCUUCCAAAAGAUGAGUUGCCCAAGCAUAUUAAGAGCAAGACUUGCAAUUCUGCCAAACCAGAAAAUGUGGCAAACCAUUGCCCAUUGUGCCAUCACAACUUUUCCCCAGGAGAGGAGGCCUGGAAGUCUCACCUAAUGGGCAAAGAUGGCUGUAAAAUGAAUCAACGGAGAUUAUCCACAAUAAAUAAAACUCUUCUGUUGCAGCCUAGCAAAAUAGGUGGCCAGUAUUUAAGGAAGCCAGGUCCUUCAGGAGCAAAAGCUCGACCUCCCUCUAUAGGAAGCAAGAUCCCAACCCCAAGAGGGGGCCCAAAUAAAAGCACUGGCAAAACAUACUCAAAGCGAUGACAGGACAAGUAUUUCUCCCUAUGUCUUAAUAACUGGGCAUGUAGUUGUUAAUAGUUAUUUAAAAAUUGUGGGCAACUCAUAUAAUCUUAUUUGUUUGACUACAUAGGACUGUUUACCAGCCUUGAGCAGUACUUGCCUGUCUGGUAACUUUUGCAUUAGCUGUCUGUGCAGCACUGUGCUUUUUCUCCUAGAAAUGCUCAUGUCAGAAAUAUGCAAAAUGUUCUGGGACAGAUCUAGCCUGCCACAUUCCCCAUAUGGCACAAGGAAGGCCGUGCAUUGGUCUUUGGUUCCUCAUGUUAAAAAAACUCCCCAAUGAGUAUGGAGUUAACACGGCCACACUGUGCGGCUGCUGUCACGGUCAGCACAGAGGCUGUGCCCAGAGGUUAUGCGAUUCCUCUGGGACCGUGGUUCUAACAGGCUGGCUUUGAGAUCCAGUAAGGAAUUUCCUUAAGGUCCAAAAGCCACAGUCAUUUCUGUUUUGGCUUUCUUUGGGGGAAGAGCAAGAAACUGACCAAGCAGAAAUUGUACUAGACUUUCAGGACAGAGCUGAAAAGCAUUUGUUCUUUUGAUCUAAGCGUGACACUUGUUUGCAAUUACACGUUCUGAAAGGUUGGCAAGUAAUACCUGUAUUAGCUGACUACCACCUGAUCACUUCAGUGUAAUAAUGGCAGAAUAUAUUGCUAAUAGUUUUCUGCCAAAAUUGACUUUAUAACAUGCUGAAAGUAAUAGUGUCAAUAAUUUUUGUUUGUCUUGCCGUCAGACACUUGUGGUAGACAAAUGGGUUGCAAGUUUAAUUGCGUGCACUGGUUGGCUAGGAGAUAAGCUGCCUGUGUGUAUUUCUGCAUUACAUCAGUGCAUUUACAGAGAAUUCAUCAUCAUUAAACUUGAGGAAACACCACUGAAAAUAGGGAUAUACAAUGAGCAAAACAGGCUUGUUGCAGUCGCGCAUGUUCCUUUGAUGUGAUGAUGAUGUUGAUAUCUUAGUGAUGCCAUUGUUCAUCUGCUAUGAUGUGCAGCUGGCAUAAGGUGAAAUGAAAAAUGCAUGCACGUGUAGAAGGAAAUACAUGUCAGACUAUACGAAAUGUGUAUCUCUGUUAUCUGAAAGACGUGUAUGAUCCUAUAUAGAUAAACUCUCAAACCAUAUGUGGUUCAAGAAUUCCAUAAGGCAAAAUUCUUCCUCAUGUGU